Balaenoptera musculus (blue whale) is the source of this 1633-nucleotide messenger RNA. Its product is annotated as protein SET-like. The coding region runs from base 312 to 1142 and encodes 276 amino acids. The record is from RefSeq and is a predicted model, not a curated record. The transcript has a single exon. Gene Ontology annotation, molecular function: histone binding; chromatin binding. Gene Ontology annotation, cellular component: chromatin; nucleus. Gene Ontology annotation, biological process: nucleosome assembly. Lineage: Eukaryota; Metazoa; Chordata; Mammalia; Artiodactyla; Balaenopteridae.
CGAGCAGCGAGCUGGAGCGCGGAGCGUGAGUGAGGGAGCAGAGCUGCCUGCCCGCCCGCCGCCGCCUCCCCUCCGUAAGCAGGAGCCCGGGCCGGGGCCCGGCACGCAGCCCCAGCCCCUCCGUCGUCGUCAGGCCGCGAGGGCAGCGCGCGCGAGCCAGGGGGAGGGAAAGCGAGCGAGCGAGCGCCGGGAGGAGGCGGCCGGACCGAGCGAGCGCCCGCGUGUGUGGCGUGAGGGGAAGCCGCUGCCCGCCCCCUUCGCCUUCCCUUCUCUCCCCCUCCCCGCUCCCCCCCCGACCGCGGAGCAGCACCAUGUCGGCGCCGGCGGCCAAAGUCAGUAAAAAGGAGCUCAACUCCAACCACGACGGGGCCGACGAGACCUCAGAAAAAGAACAGCAAGAAGCAAUUGAACAUAUUGAUGAAGUACAAAAUGAAAUAGACAGACUUAACGAACAAGCCAGUGAGGAGAUUUUGAAAGUAGAACAGAAAUAUAACAAACUCCGCCAACCAUUUUUUCAGAAGAGGUCGGAAUUGAUCGCCAAAAUCCCAAAUUUUUGGGUAACAACAUUUGUUAACCAUCCACAAGUGUCUGCAUUGCUUGGGGAGGAGGAUGAAGAGGCGCUGCAUUAUUUGACAAGAGUCGAAGUGACAGAAUUUGAAGAUAUUAAAUCAGGUUACAGAAUAGAUUUUUAUUUUGAUGAAAACCCCUACUUUGAAAAUAAAGUUCUCUCCAAAGAAUUUCAUCUGAAUGAGAGUGGUGAUCCAUCUUCAAAGUCCACUGAAAUCAAAUGGAAAUCCGGAAAGGAUUUGACAAAACGUUCAAGUCAAACGCAGAAUAAAGCCAGCAGGAAGAGACAGCAUGAGGAACCAGAAAGCUUCUUCACCUGGUUUACUGAUCAUUCUGAUGCAGGUGCAGAUGAGUUAGGAGAGGUCAUCAAAGAUGAUAUUUGGCCAAAUCCAUUACAGUACUACUUGGUUCCGGACAUGGAUGAUGAGGAAGGGGACGGAGAAGAAGAUGAUGAUGAUGAAGAGGAAGAAGGAUUGGAAGAUAUUGAUGAAGAAGGGGAUGAGGAUGAAGGUGAAGAAGAUGAAGAUGAUGAUGAGGGGGAGGAAGGAGAGGAAGAUGAAGGAGAAGAUGACUAAUGGAACACUGAUGGAUUCCAACCUUCCUUUUUUAAUUUUCUCCAGUCCCUGGGAGCAAGUUGCAGUCUUUCUUUUUUUUUUUUUUUCUCCUUCUCCUCUUGUGCUCAGUUGCCCUGUUUUUGAGGUCUCUUUUCUCCUUUAUACCAUGGCUCACAACUUACUUUGGAGGGAAAUACCUUGAGCAGAAUUCAUUGGGAAAAGAAUCUCUACCCCUUUCUGUUCCAGAUUCAUUUUUAUCCCUUCCUGUCUCAACAAAAACUUUAUGGAAUCAACACCACCAUGCUCUGUGGGAAAAAAGAAAAACCUUCUGCUCCCUUAGCUCUGCUGGAAGCUGGAGGGUGCUAGGCCCCUGUGUAGUAGUGCAUAGAAUUCUAGCUUUUUUCCUCCUUUCUCUGUAUAUUGGGCUCAGAGAUUACACUGUGUCUCUAUGUGAAUAUGGACAGUUAGCAUUUACCAACAUGUAUCUGUCUACUUUCUCUUGUUUAAAAAAA